AUGGGCUUCUUUUCUUUUCAUCUGCAAAUUCUCAGAACAGAAUCUUUAUUCACUCUCAGAACAGAAUCUUUAUUCACUCUUUGUUCAAACAUAAGCACACGCAAAUGCGUGUAUCGCAAUCUUUCUACAGAAAUAUUUGAUCUUUGAGCAAGAAAAUGUCUGAAACCCCAGCGGAGGUUUGCCUGGUUCGCUGCCCUAAAUGUGAAAGUCUGCUGCCUGAAGUUACUGAUUACUCUGUUUAUCAGUGUGGUGGUUGUGGCGCUAUUCUUCGUGCAAGCCGUAAACCCAUCCACUCAGCAAAAGUUUCUAAUGAAGAAAACGAUGGGAUUUCAAACAAUAAGUCUAAAGAAUUACAAAAUGUCAAUUUCUCGAGUCAGAAAACAAAGAAUUUAAGUUCAGACUUCAAUCAAGAUGAUCUUAGAUGUAAGGAGAGCAUGCAGAUUGAUCAAAAGAUGGAGAAUUUGAACAUAAAUGGUGAAUCGGGAAACUUGGGACCCCAAAUAAACACUUCACGAAGACCUUUUCACUCCUCGAUUAACCAAGAUGAAAUCUUACGGAAAUUAGACGAACUUAAGGAUCAAAUUGUCCAGGCUAAAGAAAAAACUUCAUUUUCUAACAAUCUUAUUAGAUCACGACCUCCAAUUCCAUCCCCAUAUCAACAUCCUUACUUUUCCAGUCAAUAUGUUAGUAAAGAUUCGGAUACUCGUAUGCAAUUUCACCAUCCUUUAUGUUCUUGUCUGAUUUGCUACACCAAUCACCACCGUCCCCGCCCUCCACCACCACUUCACUACUGCCAUGACUAUCGAAAACCCUACACACAGUGGUCAGGCAACCUUCAUCGUCCCCGGAGACGGAUUUUAGCUGCCGGAGGGAGGCGGUGCCGCCUGGUAGCUGGCGGCUCUCCGUUUAUAGCUUGUUGCAAUUGUUUUGAAUUGCUUCAAAUACCCACGAAAAGCUAUGGAAAAACUCUAAAGAAAUUGAGAUGUGCAACGUGCUCUCAAGUGACCUUGAUUUCUGUUGUCGACAAGAAGCUCGUUAGCAACCCUGAGAAGAUCGGUGGUAAAAUUAACAAUGAAAAUAUGCAUAAAUGGCGUGUCAAUACCAUGGAGUUUUCUUCCAAUGAUUUUGAUGUUUCGGGUGAUUUUGAUUUCAAAUGGUUAGAUAGAAGUUUAUCUUCACUUCAAGAUCAUUUUGAUUAUUCAACAUCGAUUUCCCGCCAAAGCUCCAUGAAAGAUGUUGCCACUGAGAUCAAGAUUUUGUCAAACGAGUAUUGUGUUAACACUGGUACAUCUCAAGAAUCUUUGGAUCAACAAGAUGAUACAGGAGGACAUGAAUCUUUCUUGUUGGGUAUGAUCAAGAAAAGCUUCAAGCUUUCAAGAUCUAAUGAUGAUGUUGACCAUGGAAAAGUCAACGUUAUGGUCAACGGGCAUCCGUUGCCUGAUCGGGUGGUCAAGAAAGCUGAAAAGAUUUCUGGACCAAUACAACCAGGGGAUUACUGGUAUGAUUCCAGAGCUGGAUUCUGGGGCAUGAUGGGUGGCCCAUGUCGUGGCAUAAUUCCGCCAUAUAUCGAAGAAUUCAAUUACAUGAUGCCUGAAAAGUGUGCUGAUGGGCAUACAGGUGUUUUUGUGAAUGGGCGGGAGUUGCAUGAAAAAGACUUGGAUUUGCUUGCAAGCAGAGGGCUGCCAACCGAUAGAGAUCGAUCCUACAUAAUUGAGAUCUCUGGGAGAGUGCUUCAGGAAGGAUCCGGUAGCGAGCUUCAAUGUCUCGGAAAACUUGCCCCUACAGUUGAGAACAAAAAGCAUGGAUUUGGGAUGAAACCCCCGAAAAUGAUGGCUUAACAACGGAUUUAUGGAAUUUCAAUUGUUGCACUCCAAGAAAAUCUUGAAUUCGUGUUAUCGUUUCAAAUUUACUAAUUGGUCAUAUAUUAUUAAUUAAAUUAAUCCUGUUACUUAAUGUUGUCUUAUCACUUAUAGCAUGUAACUCAUAACAACCCAUCUAUGCAUUAAUCAAUUAAUUUUUAUUUCUUAAAAUAUUACCUCCAAGUAUUAAUGCCAUGCAUUCAAACUCUGGUUUUCUGACUUUUCUCUAUCUAUAGAUACAAUCGAAACAAAAUCACCAAAUGAGUUAAAUUGGCUUAAAUGAAUGGAAAAGAUCUUCAGUCACAACUCACAACUUUGUUUCACACUUGGAGUUCCAAAUCUCCAGCUUGAUCAUCACUUCAUCGGCAUGGCAGUAGUAAGCAUAUUUGUUGACCCUUUUUAUGACGAAUAAACUUCAACUCAUCAAUUUGACAAUUUAAAUACAAUUUUGACGAUAAAAUAUUUCUUUUCUAUCAAUUUGUUUUUGUGAUCAACCAAUUUUAUUUAUAUUAUUUAAUUAAUUUUUGUAUAAGUUGUCCAUUUUAUAGUCAUUUGGAUCCACACCAUCACUAAAAGAAUGGAGCUAGUAAGUCGUAAUUCUAUGGUCAUUGAUGCAUACUUCUGUUCUUUCACAUGUUUGAUUCCCACUAAAAUUGCAACACAGAAAUUCCGUCUUAGCAGUGCUGAUAUGUAGUUCUUUUUCUUCUAAAGAUGUCCUAGCAUUCAGCUUGUCUAAACUAUGUCGUCAGCAAAAAACAAACAUUAUAUGGGUCAUUAAUUGAAGAAUGUUGCUUAUUUUUAUUUUUAUUUAUUUGUUUUUUUAAUUAUAAUAGUUAUGUACUAAAUUUGCAUUCUUUUUUAG
Molecule: messenger RNA, 2721 nt
Organism: Lactuca virosa
Lineage: Eukaryota; Viridiplantae; Streptophyta; Magnoliopsida; Asterales; Asteraceae
Source: the annotation of a GenBank genome assembly